CUUCAUAUGUUUUCAUUAUACCAGGAUAUCUUCUCCGCACUACAUACUUUGACAUAUAAGCUCUCCUAAUACCACCAGCAAGCAUUGUAGAUUCGCUUUUUACUUGUUGAUUUAGUCUUGAAGAACCAAAGCGUGCAUUGUCAUGAAUUUAUUCUUCCUUUUCACUUUGCUUGCGUGCAUACCAGAGUCGCUCGCUCAAUGGGAUGCUUCGAGAUUCGCUUGGUACAGUACGGAUGCAGGUAACGAUUUCGCUUCAGCCGUUCCUAUAGGAAAUGGCAGGCUCGGUGCAGUAGUGUAUGGCACGGGGGAUGAAAAGAUAUCACUGAAUGAAAACUCCAUCUGGAGUGGGCCAUGGCAAGACCGUGCGAACCGCAACUCGAAGAAUGCGCUGAAUGACAUUCGCUCAAAGCUUAUGAGUGGCGAUAUUACGGGUGCUGGACAAUCGGUUUUACAAAAUAUGGCUGGCAACCCUAAUUCUCCGCGACAAUAUAACCCUCUGGGUGAUAUGAUGAUUACAUUUGGCCACGGCAACAAUCGAGGCAACUAUGUCCGCUAUCUUGAUACCUAUCAAGGCACGGCAUUCGUUACCUACAACUACAACAACGUGAACUACACCCGUGAAUAUGUUGCAAGUCAUACGCAUGGUGUUCUCGCGAUGCGCUUCACUUCCAGCCAACCAUCUCAGCUGAACAUCAAGGUGUCACUCUCGCGCAGCAAACAAGCAACCUCGCAAACAGCAUCAUCUUCAAACGGGGUUAACGCCGUCAAGUUGAACGGAAACAGUGGUCAGAGCUCUGGAGCAAUAACGUUCUCCUCUGAAGCACGUGUGGUCAACACCGGAGGAAGUGUGAGUUCCGACGGUAAAUCGAUUUCUAUAAGCGGCGCGAAUACCGUUGAUAUCUUUUUCGACGCUCAAACGUCUUAUCGCUACUCGAGUCAAACGGCUUGGGAAUCAGCCAUGACAAGUAUCCUCAACAAAGCCGUUAGCGAUGGUUUCCCUGCCGUUCGUGCUGCUUCGGUAUCCGACAACACAAAAUUGACGGGUAGAGUCAAUCUCAAUCUCGGAUCUUCAGGGUCUAAUGGGAACCUGGACACCAAAACACGCCUAUCCAACUACAAAAACAACCCAAACGGAGACCCGCAGCUGGCCACAUUGAUGUUCAAUUUUGGAAGACAUUCACUGGUGGCUUCUUCCAGGGAUUCUGGCGCUCUGUCAUUGCCCGCUAAUCUCCAAGGGCUGUGGAACAAAGACUUCAGUCCUUCGUGGGGCAGUAAAUACACGAUCAACAUCAAUACGGAGAUGAACUAUUUCCACGCAGAGAGCACGAAUCUGGCCGAAACGCAUAAACCUCUGUUUGACCUGAUCAAAGUUGCAAAAGAUCGUGGACAAACGAUGGCAAAUGUCAUGUACGGGUGCAACAACGGCGGCUUUGUCCUACAUCACAACAUUGAUCUAUGGGGAGAUGCCGCCCCUGUGGACUACGGGACACCAUAUACUAUGUGGCCUCUUGGAGGCGCGUGGCUCUCGCUUCAUAUGAUGGAGCACUUCCGCUAUUCCGGCGAUCGAAGCUUCCUCCAGAACGACGCAUGGCCUGUUCUUCAGAGCGCAGCCCAGUUUUAUUUCUGUUACAUGUUCGACUGGAACAACUAUAAAACUACAGGUCCCAGUCUAUCCCCGGAAAAUCCGUUCGUGGUACCCGGUGAUAUGAAAACGGCUGGAAGAAGCGAGGGUAUUGAUAUAAGCGUGCAAAUGGACAACUCUUUACUCACUGAAUUAUUCACGGCUGUCAUCCAGACAUGCCAGAUAUUGGGACUCAACAACUCUGAGUGCAGCGACGCGAAGAGUUACCUCUCGAAGAUCAGACCUCCUUCGAUCGGAUCCUACGGACAGAUUCUGGAGUGGAGAAGAGAGUAUGGUGAAGCAGAGCCAGGGCAUCGUCACUUCUCUGCAGUUUGGGGACUUUAUCCCGGCUCCCAAUUCGCACCACUCAAUUCCUCGACGUUCGCGGCCGCGUCCAGAAAAUUGAUUGACCAUCGCAUGCAGUCUGGGUCUGGUAGCACAGGCUGGAGCCGCACUUGGGUCAUGAACUUGUAUGCUCGAUUGUUUGACGGCAACGCUGUCUGGAGCAGCGCAGUCGCGUUUCUGCAGAAAUAUCCGUCGCCAAACCUUUGGAAUACGGACGGCGGUCCUGGAACAGCCUUUCAAAUCGACGGCAAUUUUGGAUAUACGGCAGCGAUUGCCGAAAUGCUGUUGCAAAGCCAUAAUGUGGUUCAUCUUCUCCCAGCUCUACCAUCAGCUGUCAAAGAUGGCUCUGUCUCGGGUCUUGUGGCACGGGGGAGCUUUGUUGUUGACAUGAAAUGGGCUGGGGGUGCAUUGACGUCUGCAACCGUCCUCUCGAGAAAUGGGGGGAUUCUCGCCCUCCGAGUUGCUAACGGGGCGCAAUUUUUUGUCGACGGCAAAAGUUAUGGUACGCCUAUCCCAACAACGGCGGGAACAUCGUACAACAUCACGCUUAGUGCGUGA
Periconia digitata is the source of this 2524-nucleotide messenger RNA. The record is from the annotation of a GenBank genome assembly. Lineage: Eukaryota; Fungi; Ascomycota; Dothideomycetes; Pleosporales; Periconiaceae.